AUGUCUAUUACCAUGAUAAACUCGAACAACAACAAUAGCACCACUCCUUCUAAAAUUCCCAUGCAAAACGGAAUCCCCACAUUUAAGCUUGUCCUCGUAGGAGAUGGUGGUGUUGGUAAAACAACCUUUGUGAAACGUCACCUUACUGGAGAAUUCGAAAAGAAAUAUAUUGCCACGGUCGGUGCUGAAGUUCAUCCAUUGAAAUUCUUCACGAAUCAUGGUCCUAUAUGUUUUGAAACUUGGGAUACUUCUGGACAGGAAAAAUUUGGAGGUCUUCGAGAUGGUUACUAUGUUGCAAGUCAUUGUGCCUUAAUUAUGUUUGAUGUGACCUCUCGUGCCACUUAUAAAAAUGUUCCAACUUGGCAUCGAGAUGUCAUGAGAGUGUGUGACAAUAUUCCAGUGGUACUUUGUGGCAAUAAGGUCGAUGUCAAGGAUCGAGUGGUAAAACCAAAACAUAUUUCGUUUCAUAGAGCUAAGAAUUUGCAAUAUUAUGACAUAUCUGCAAAAAGUAAUUAUAAUUUCGAAAAGCCAUUUCUCUAUUUGUUGAAAAAGCUGAUGAAUGAUCCUAAUUUGACAUUCAUUGAGUGUGUUCCAUUGGCUCCUCCUCCAGUGAUAAUUAGUCCUGAAGAAAUGACAAGACUCCAGAAAGAGAUCGAAGAUGCUGCAAAUGCUAUCAUUCCUUUAGAUGAUGAGGACGAAUUUUAA
Naegleria lovaniensis is the source of this 705-nucleotide messenger RNA. RefSeq lists its product as uncharacterized. NCBI's taxonomy places the organism in Eukaryota, Heterolobosea, Eutetramitea, Acrasida, Naegleriidae. The coding region runs from base 1 to 705 and encodes 234 amino acids. The record is from RefSeq and is a predicted model, not a curated record. Gene Ontology annotation, biological process: protein import into nucleus; ribosomal subunit export from nucleus. Gene Ontology annotation, molecular function: GTP binding; GTPase activity. The transcript has a single exon. Gene Ontology annotation, cellular component: cytoplasm; nucleus.